CGAUUUACGAGCAGGCGAGCAUCUUGCGAGAAGUAGGCGCCGGGAUAAGCAUUGGACCGAACUCUUAGAGGGCCUUGGAAGUGCCAGGUGCUGCAGAUGCUUUGAACAGCGGACAUCCAACAUGGACAACUCUGAACUUGUAAGUUGAUUUCUUCUGGAUGAUGCGGCAUGACGUACUGGCAUUGAGAUAUAGUGAUGUCCGAUCAGGUGAGGAGCUGCAUCGCCGUGAGAAGCCAAAGACGAAGUCUGAACAUGCUCCAAUCCGAACAUAAAAGAACCAAACCGCAGUCUGCGUUACUAUCUCGCAUCCAACUUGGAAUCAUUCAGUUACCAAAGAUGCUGGUACGUAUUGUAGAUCAAGGUACUGCAGGUGUCGAACUCUACUUUAAAGAUGGCUCUUCAACUAUCGCCGACUUGGUAGUUGGCACCGAUGAGAUCCGCUCAGUAGUCCGUGACGCAGCUUGGUCGGACUAUGAGACCAAGUUCACGGGUACCACGAUCUGGCGCACGCUGCUAGCUUGGGAAGAUGUGAAGGACCUGGACCCAAGAUUUGAGAUCACAGGCUGGUGGCAUACGCCCACUACCCACGUGUACUUUUCACCUGUCGGUGAAGGUUUGGGGGAUAUUGCUGCGAGAGCGUGGCAUGAUCAGGUUGUUCACAGCACCAGCAAGAUCAGCUAGGGUGUGCCAGUUGACAACGCACAUGUUGAGUCGCACUUCACGGAGUAUCUUCCUCAGAUCCAAGAGGCACUGGCACAAGUGCCACAGGGCGGUUGGUGAGAGUUUGCUGCU
Messenger RNA from Macroventuria anomochaeta, 792 nucleotides. RefSeq lists its product as uncharacterized. The record is from RefSeq and is a predicted model, not a curated record. NCBI's taxonomy places the organism in Eukaryota, Fungi, Ascomycota, Dothideomycetes, Pleosporales, Didymellaceae. Gene Ontology annotation, biological process: secondary metabolite biosynthetic process. The coding region runs from base 196 to 681 and encodes 161 amino acids. The transcript has 3 exons.